UUACGGGCAUCGCGGGAGGACCGUCGUGCGUACGUCGAUUGCGAUCCUCGUGCCGCCGUUUCCUGUCGUCGCCAUUGAACUACGGCCGCCCGCUUUCGCGAAAAAUCAGUUUCUUUUCGUUUUUUUUUUUUUCGCGAGAGAAGAGUGAGAGGCCGUGUGCACGGCGGUACGACCACGGGAUCGAAAAGCUGAGGGAAGAUGAGAGGCGCGUGCGACGGCGGCAUUGCGAGCUUUCUCGCACUGGCGCUCCUCUGUUUAUUCCACACGUCAUGCCUUGUGGACGGACUGUUGAAGUGUUAUUGCGACAUCUGCACGGAGACCAAUCACACGUGCAAGACCGACGGAUAUUGUUUCGCCAGCACCAGCCUGGAGAACGAUGUUCCCACAUACGCACGGAGGUGCGUGAAUAAACAGCUGUCGUCGUCGCAGCCCGAGCCGCUCAUCUUCUGCAUGACGAGCGACUCGCGGAACACGACGUUCGUCAUCGAGUGCUGCAAAGAGGAUUUUUGCAAUCGGGAUCUGAAACCUCCGCUCCACCCAAGCAACAAAGAAGUAUCCUCCGGCGGUAACGACGUGACCUGGGUCACAUGGAAAAUGGCGUUGACGAUAGCGAUGCCGAUAUGCGCGAUCUGCGUGGUCGUGAUGGUGAUUUAUCACAUACACAUGACCAAGAGGGGCCCGGACCGACAUUUCCCGGAUGAUUCGACGGAGGCGCCGGAUCGACCGAUUCUGGGCGCUGUCACCAUUAGAGACAUGCUCGAGAUGACGACCAGCGGCAGUGGCUCAGUAGGCCUGCCGCUUCUGGUACAGCGGAGCAUAGCCCGCCAGAUACAGCUCGUGGAGACGAUCGGGAAGGGUCGUUUCGGCGAGGUCUGGCGUGGCCGUUGGAGGGGCGAGAAUGUCGCCGUGAAGAUCUUCAGCUCCCGGGAGGAGAGAUCCUGGUUCAGGGAGGCUGAAAUUUACCAGACGGUGAUGCUCAGGCACGAUAAUAUCCUCGGAUUCAUCGCCGCCGAUAACAAAGACAACGGCACGUGGACGCAGCUAUGGCUGAUUACCGAUUACCACGAAAAGGGCUCGUUGUUCGAUUAUCUGAACCGAUCGACCGUGGACACGAACGGAAUGAUCCGGAUGGCGUUGUCGAUCGCCACGGGCCUCGCGCAUCUUCAUAUGGAGAUCGUCGGCACCCAGGGCAAGCCAGCGAUCGCGCAUCGGGAUCUGAAAUCGAAGAACAUCCUCGUGAAGACGAAUGGUACAUGCGCGAUCGGGGAUCUCGGAUUGGCCGUCAGGCAUGACGUAAUAACAGACACCGUCGAUAUUCAGCUCAAUAACCGGGUCGGCACCAAGCGGUACAUGGCGCCUGAGGUUCUUGAAGAGACGAUAAACAUGAACCACUUCGAUUCCUUCAAGAGGGCUGACGUCUACGCUCUCGGGCUGAUCCUCUGGGAGAUCGCCAGGCGGUGCAACGUCGGCGGUAUUCACGACGAAUACCAGUUACCGUUCUACGACCUGGUGCCCUCCGAUCCGACGAUCGAGGAGAUGCGCAAGGUCGUAUGCACCGAUCGUCAGAGGCCGUCGAUACCGAAUCGGUGGCAAUCGAUCGAGGCGUUGCAAGUGAUGUCGAAGGUGAUGAAGGAGUGUUGGUACCACAAUGCGGCGGCUCGGCUAACCGCGCUUAGGAUUAAAAAGUCCCUCGGCAACUACGGCGCGAUGGAGGACCUGAAGUAAGGUUAAACGCUGACCUGACAAGCCGUCGCCGGACGGGUACGACACCGAGGGACACCGGGAAUUAUGGAAGUGCUCGAGAAUACGCAUAUGGACGCUCGUGCCGUUAACGCUUAUCGGAAUAUAGAACGUUAAAUGCAGCUUGCCGUCUUACCACGCACGCUAGAGAGAUGAUAGAGAGACAGAAUGAAAGAGAGAGAGAGACUGAAAGGUAGGUGUAGCAAAAGGAAACAGGACACACCGACUCGAAUUCGGGAAAUCUACAAAGAUUCAAAGAGAGCCUAACGGAAAGAUUGGUCGAGAAAUCGAGACACGAGACGUUCCUUUAAUCGCGCGUAUUGACUUCGUUGGGGUCACGACCCAUGUAUCAGCCUGCAUUCGCAAAAUGGCGGCGUGUUGCGAGAAGUUCGAUUUCGAGUUACUGAGGAUUUCUUGGGGGGGCUACUUUUCCAGAGAAUAUUCGGUGGCUGCGUGUGCUUGAUCGGAACACGGACAGAUGAUCGGACGGGGUGAUGGAUUUCGAUCAUUGCUGAACGUUGAUUCUUGUCGGUCGCCGAGCGGGGUAAUUUAUGAAUGGGGAACAGGAAAAUUCCUUCGCAAGAAAACCGGCCGGUCUCUGUCGAUCGAUCCGAAAUAUAAGUAUACGGGACACGUUCGGUUGGUGCGA
Molecule: messenger RNA, 2389 nt
Organism: Dufourea novaeangliae
Lineage: Eukaryota; Metazoa; Arthropoda; Insecta; Hymenoptera; Halictidae
Gene: babo
Product: TGF-beta receptor type-1
Exons: 8
Coding region: 199-1725 (508 amino acids)
Biological process (GO): activin receptor signaling pathway; cellular response to growth factor stimulus; protein phosphorylation
Cellular component (GO): plasma membrane; activin receptor complex
Molecular function (GO): ATP binding; activin receptor activity, type I; activin binding
Source: RefSeq, a predicted model, not a curated record